Messenger RNA from Lactuca sativa (garden lettuce), 1172 nucleotides. RefSeq names its product RPM1-interacting protein 4. Lineage: Eukaryota; Viridiplantae; Streptophyta; Magnoliopsida; Asterales; Asteraceae. The record is from RefSeq and is a predicted model, not a curated record.
GGUGAAGCGAAAGGGAUGGUAGUGGCCCUAUGAUUGUGACGGCAGUUUGACAGAAUCGUCGGCGACCCCCUCAACUUCCAACGUCGUCUACAGUUUCGUCAACGAUUGGUCGUCGUUGUCGUACCAAAUUACACGAAUUAGAUGACCGGUGGCGCCGGUUAACCAGUCAUCCUCUCUCCCUUCACCUCUGCGGUGGGAGUUCACGCAUUUGUGAACAAUACAUGGAGUUCAUUGAAGCAUAAUGCAUAAACAUACAGGCGCUCCCUAAUACGUCAAAUCAAACACCAAUCAUGGCUCAGGUACCAAAGUUUGGGAACUGGGAAAACGAAGAAGAUGUUCCUUACACUGCUUACUUCGAGAAAGCAAAGAAAGCUCGUAAAACGAAAGCACAAUUUCCUGAUCCUUCUUCGAACAACGAACUUCCAUUUCAGGCUCCAGAAGAAGCUGACAUCAAACAUGGCGAUUCAACAAAGUCUGAACCAGAGAGACGAAAUACAUCAAGAACAGAAGAGGAGAGUCGUGUAAGCCAGGAAGAAGUUAACAUGAAGAUGUCGAGUGAUUCUCUUCCAAACCCUAGACGGACUUCCAGACAGAGUGGCGGUGGUUCUGAUCGGAGCUUUGAUAACUCACCAAUGCACUCACAUACUCCGGCAAGAUCUGGGAACAAAGGUAACACUGGUUCUUCUCCUAUGUCGGAAAGAAAAGUUUCAUCAGAAGCUAUCCAUGGUCCACCUUCUUCUACUCCUGGAAGAUCCAAAUUGAAGCAAGUUCCUCGUGGUGAUGAAACUGAUGACGAUGGCCCUGCAAUUCCAAAAUUUGGUGGGUGGGAUGAGAAAGAUCCUGCAUCAGCUGAAGCGUACACUCACAUAUUCAACAAAGCACGAGAAGAUAGGCACAAUGGAGGAGGGAAGUCGCCAAUGGUGUCAACUGAUAAUGUUGAUUUUUAUGGUCAAAAUCAGCGUAGCGAGAAUUCAAAGGGUUGUGGGUGUUUUCCAUGGAGCAAAAAAUGAUUUCUGGAAUUGUGAAAUGUGGAUGAACAAACAAUGGGAAAAGAAUGGUAUGAGGGUUUUGAAAUAAAUGAUACUACAAUUGUUUUACUCUUAGAAGAUUUGUAUUGUAUAGACUUAUAAGUGACAAUAUUAUCGUUAAAUGAAUUGGCAGUUUCCUUUUUA